CUUGCAUGUAUGAUGGCCGGGAGUAUCAGAACGGUCAGGAGUUUCCAGAUCCCGCUGAUCGCUGCAGUCGUUGCAUGUGCAGGAAUGGUCAGGUGACCUGCAACAGGAGGCCAUGUCCAAACCCCAUAGGAUGUAGUAACCCCAUCACCCAGCCGGGCCAGUGCUGUCCAGUGUGUGAUGGCUGUAUUUAUGAUGGCGUUGAGCACCUUGAAGGCAGUACCUGGUUUGCAUCCAGCAGUCCCUGCAUGUCCUGCAUGUGUGUGAAUGGAGUGACCACCUGCUCAGAGGUCUACUGUCUGUCCACCUGUCUAAACCAGAUCAGCGUGCCGGGCGAAUGCUGCCCAGUGUGUGCAGACUGUGUGUAUGAAGGCCGUGUGUAUGGCCCUGGAGAGAGUUUCCACCCCUCUGAUGACCCCUGUCAGAUCUGCAUCUGUGAGGUGAUGCCAGACGGGGAACAGCACUUGCGCUGUUACAAGAAGCAGUGCCCAAGUCUGGUGGACUGUCCUAAACACAACAUCCUAUACAGUGGCUCUGACUCCUGCUGCCCUGUUUGUGCACAGCCCCUCAGUAAUUGCACAGCUACACUGAUCGGUAAUGAAGUGUUGGCCACUGAUGAUCCGUGUUUUACCUGUCAGUGCAAGGAUUUGACGUGGACAUGUAUCCAUCGUGGCUGUCCUCCUCUCAGCUGCCCUCCGGCCAAUCUGCACACACCGCCGGAUUCCUGCUGCCCCGUCUGUGAUGAGUGUGUAUUAGAGGGCAACCAAACCCGCGUGUCAAACGGCCGGAGAUGGACAGACAAGGAGAACGAGUGUGUCACCUGCAUCUGCAAUCAAGGGCAUAUCGAGUGUGAUCUGCAGGAGUGUCCUCCUCUCGAUUGUCCCAAUGGAUCGAUCAAAGUGAAGAAGCCUGGGAAGUGCUGUCCUGAGUGCACAGGCAUCAUAACUGUGGUUUACUCCAAAGACGCUCAUGCAGAGUGUGUGUACGAUGGUCAGCGGUACAACCACAAUGACCACUGGGAAGUGGACAAGUGUACGUCCUGCACCUGUGUGUACGGAGAAGUGCACUGCCAGACCCAGAGAUGCCCAACGCUCACAUGUGCCUCGGAUGAAAUGCCGGCUCUGGUUCCGGGAAUGUGUUGUCCUCACUGCAUUCCUCACCCCGCCACCUGCAUUGUGUUUGGAGACCCUCACUACCGAACGUUUGAUGGAAAGAUGGUGAACUUCCAGGGGAAGUGCACAUAUGUUCUGGCUCAGGACUGUGAGGGCGGAGACUUCAGUGUUCAUGUGUCUAAUGAGGACCGGGGACGUAAAGGAGUGUCUUGGACUAAAGAAGUGACUGUGUUUAUUGGAGAUAUUGUGGUACAGCUGUUUCAGGACUGGAUUGUCAAGGUUGAUUAUCAGCAAGUGUCUCUGCCGUUUCUUAAAGAACCGUAUGUUUACCUGGAGCGCAAAACCAACACCAUCCUCCUGAACACCAAUGUUGGGCUGAAGGUGUUGUGGAAUGGUCGUUCUCAUCUGGAAGUCAGUGUUCCUGGUACCUACAAGAAGCACAUGUGUGGUUUAUGUGGCAACUUCAAUAACUACCCUCAGGACGACACGAAACUACGCAAUGGACAAAUCACCAACUCUGAAGCAGUGUUUGGAAACAACUGGAAGGUGGGCAGUGGAAAUCCAAGUGUUCAGUGUCCUGAUGCGAUAAACAUUCACCCAUGUAAAGAAGCAGGAUACUCGGCCCGUAAGACUGCGAAUGCUCGCUGCGCAGUGCUGAAGUCGCCCGUGUUUGAGCGCUGUCAUAAGCUGGUGCAACCCGAGAUGUUCUAUGCUUCGUGUGUGUAUGAUCUGUGUGCCUGCGGCUCCAAUAUAGACGAGUGUUUGUGUGACGUGUUGGAGGCUUACGCGUCUGAGUGCCGUGAGGCUGGAGUUAUCCUGCAGUGGAGGUCGCCGACACUCUGCGCCGUGGGCUGUCCGCUUGACCGUGGCUAUGUGUUUGAUGAAUGCGGGCCGCCGUGUCCUAAGACGUGUUUUAACAAAGAUGUGCCGCUUGGCGUGAUCGAGGCUCACUGCUUCAAACCCUGUGUGCCGGGAUGCCAGUGUCCCGCUGGCCUGGUGGAACACAAUGCUCACUGCAUCGCCCCCGAGAAAUGCCCGAAAAUUAUCCACGGCAAUCUCUGAGAUCCACAAACUCGACCAAACAUCACGUGGAGUCAAACCAGCUAAAACUGAGAUCUGAUGAACCACAACAAGCUCUUUAAGUCAACACAAAAUCAGAAUUUGCUUUAUUUCUUUUUAAUUCAUA
Molecule: messenger RNA, 2295 nt
Organism: Sinocyclocheilus grahami
Lineage: Eukaryota; Metazoa; Chordata; Actinopteri; Cypriniformes; Cyprinidae
Product: kielin/chordin-like protein
Exons: 14
Biological process (GO): positive regulation of BMP signaling pathway
Cellular component (GO): extracellular region
Molecular function (GO): protein binding
Source: RefSeq, a predicted model, not a curated record